UCCCGGGGGCGGCGGUUGCCCGGAUGGGCCGUUAGUCGGAGCCGAGCCGCCGAGCGAGCGAGGGAGACGGGAGGAGCCGAAGCCGGCGCCAUCCGCCGCCAUCCGCCCCCGCCCCGCCGCCAUCCCGCCCCGGGGAGCCCCAGACCGCGGCCCCGGACCCCCGCGCACCCGGCCAGGCUCCAGCACGUUUCGGGGGAGGCGCCUGCAGGACCCAACGUACUCAAUGAGCUUCCAGCGCGAUGUCCGAUCGCUCGGGGCCGACUGCCAAGGGGAAGGAUGGAAAGAAGUAUUCCUCGCUCAACCUGUUUGAUACAUACAAGGGCAAGUCCUUAGAGAUCCAGAAACCCGCUGUUGCUCCUCGACAUGGCUUACAGAGUCUUGGGAAAGUUGCCAUCGCCCGGCGCAUGCCACCCCCAGCCAAUCUGCCGAGUCUGAAAGCCGAGAACAAAGGCAAUGACCCCAAUGUCUCGCUAGUGCCGAAAGACGGGACAGGAUGGGCAAGCAAACAGGAGCAGCCCGACCCCAAGAGUUCCGAUGCCUCAACUGCUCAGCCGCCGGAAUCGCAGCCACUGCCGGCUUCACAGACGCCUGCCUCCAGCCAGCCGAAGCGCCCCCCAGCAGUCCCCGAGAACGCCCCUUCGGUUCCAAGCGGGGUAAAGUCUUGGGCACAAGCCAGCGUCACCCAUGGAGCGCACGGGGAUGGUGGAAGGGCAUCAAACCUACUGUCACGAUUCUCUCGAGAGGAAUUUCCGACCCUGCAGGCGGCUGGCGACCAGGACAAGGCUGCCAAGGAAAGGGAGUCUGCCGAACAGUCGUCUGGGCCCGGACCAAGCCUCCGCCCCCAAAAUGCCACAACCUGGAGGGAUGGAGGUGGGCGGGGCCCUGAUGAGCUGGAGGGCCCGGACUCCAAACUCCAUCAUGGUCACGACCCCCGGGGGGGGCUCCAGCCCUCCGGCCCCCCCCAGUUCCCUUCCUACCGCGGGAUGAUGCCGCCCUUUAUGUACCCCCCAUAUCUCCCGUUCCCUCCUUAUGGACCACAGGGGCCUUACCGAUACCCUACUCCUGAUGGGCCCAGCCGAUUCCCCCGGCUGGCUGGCCCCCGGGGCUCAGGUCCCCCCAUGCGCCUGGCAGAGCCUGUGAGCCGACCCUCCAUCCUCAAGGAGGAUAACCUCAAGGAAUUUGACCAGCUGGAUCAGGAGAAUGAUGACGGUUGGGCGGGGGCCCAUGAGGAGGUAGACUACACGGAAAAGCUCAAGUUCAGCGAUGAGGAGGAUGGUCACGACUCUGAUGAAGAAGGAGCAGAGGGCCACAAGGAGUCUCGUCCUUCUAAUGAGGACCGGCCUCCCGAUACUACAGACAGCAAGAAGGGUUGCUCCCCUGGAAGUGAGCCACCCCCUCCCAAGACAGCUUGGACAGAGACCUCCCGGCCUCCCGAGGCAGAGCCUGGGCCUCCUGCCCCUAAGCCUCCCCCACCCCCACCUCACAGAGGCCCCACUGGGAAUUGGGGGCCCCCUGGAGACUACCCAGAUCGUGGAGGCCCACCCUGUAAGCCACCAGCACCUGAAGAUGAGGAUGAAGCUUGGCGGCAACGUCGGAAGCAGUCAUCAUCAGAGAUCUCUCUGGCAGUUGAACGGGCACGGAGGCGCCGAGAAGAAGAAGAACGACGUAUGCAAGAGGAGCGACGGGCAGCCUGUGCAGAGAAGCUCAAGCGACUGGAUGAGAAGUUUGGGGCACCAGACAAACGACUUAAAGCAGAGCCUUCUGCUCCCCCUGCUGCCCCACCUACCCCAGCUCCACCUCCUGCUGCCUCCAAAGAACCCCCAGCACCCCCAGCACCCCCUCCAGUGCUAGCCCCACCUGCUGAGAAAGAGCCUGAAGAGCCAGCCCCAGUCCCUACCCCUGUUCAGCCUACCCCUGUCCCUGUUUUGGCUCCAGCUCCCACCCUUGUGAGCGGGGGCAGCAGUAGCAGUACUAGCAGCAGCAGCUUUGACACUAGCCCAGCAGAGCCUCCACAACCACCAAAGGAGGCCCCUGAGCCACCAGAAGAGGUUCCCCCACCUACCACACCCCCAGUUCCCAAGGUGGAACCCAAGGUUGAUGGAGCUGGGCCAACCCGACAGCCCCCUAACCAGGGGCUGGGCUAUCCCAAAUACCAGAAGUCGCUGCCGCCUCGCUUCCAACGUCAGCAGCAAGAGCAGCUUUUGAAGCAGCAACAGCAACAGCAGUGGCAGCAGCACCAACAGGGUCCCACUCCUCCUGCUCCAGUGCCCCCAUCACCUCCACAGCCUGUGGCCAUGGGUGCAGUGCCACCCCCCCAGGCUCCACCCCCACCACCUAAGGCCCUAUACCCUGGCUCACUGGGCCGGCCACCACCUAUGCCCCCAAUGAACUUUGACCCUCGUUGGAUGAUGAUCCCGCCCUACAUGGAUCCCAGGCUGCUACAGGGGCGACCCCCCCUGGAUUUUUACCCUCCAGGCGUACAUCCCUCUGGUCUGGUUCCCCGGGAGCGCUCAGAUAGUGGGGGCUCAGGUUCAGAGCCUUUUGAUCGGCACCCACCCCCCCUCCUGAGGGAACGGGGUACCCCACCAGUGGACCCAAAGCUGGCUUGGGCAGGAGAUGUCUUUGCCACUGCACCUGCUGACAGUCGCCCUCUCACCUCUCCACUGCGCCAGGCUCCAGAAGAGGAUGACAAGGGCAUAAGGAGUGAGACCCCUCCAGCUCCUCCUCCACCACCCUACCUGGCCACUUAUCCAGGCUUUCCUGAGAAUGGAGCCCCUGGUCCCCCACUUCCCCGAUUUCCCUUGGAGGAAUCAGGCCCCCCAGGCCCUCGUCCAAUUCCUUGGCCUCCUGGCAGUGACGAAUCGGCCAAAUUGUCAAUCCCACCCAAGAAGGAACCCCCCAAAGAAGAGUCCCAACAGCUUGGGGGACCAGAAACUGGGCGCAAACCCCCCCGGAGCGGUGGGGGUGGGGGCCAAGGCCCACCACCACCACGUCGUGAGAGCCGAACAGAGACCAGAUGGGGUCCCCGCCCAGGUAGCAGCCGCCGUGGUGGACCACCCGAGGAGGCAGGGGCACCUCCUCGACGUGCUGGGCCUAUCAAAAAACCCCCGCCCCCUACAAAGGCAGAAGAACUGCCUCCCAAGCCUCUCGAUCCAAGUGAUGAAACCUCUAAGGUCCCCAAACCAGAUGUUCCCAAGGUCUCCAAGGGGAAAACAGGAGGCCCCAAGGAAGCUCCUCCAGUUGGAGCCCUGUCUCCUGCACCUCGGCUUCGUCGGGAUUACUCGUAUGAGCGUGUGGGGCCAACUUCCUGCCGGGGCAGGGGUCGUGGAGAGUACUUUGCCCGGGGUAGAGGUUUCAGGGGGACCUAUGGGGGAAGGGGCAGGGGUGCACGAAGCCGGGAGUUCCGUAGCUACCGCGAAUUCCGAGGAGAUGACGGACGUAGCAGUGGGGCUGGGGGACCAUCCCACCCCCCUCCUCCCCGGGGCCGAACUGCCAGUGAGACAAGGAGCGAGGGCUCGGAAUAUGAGGAGAUCCCUAAACGGCGCCGGCAACGGGGCUCAGAGACAGGCAGUGAGACCCAUGAGAGUGACCUGGCUCCUUCGGACAAGGAGGCCCCUCCGACCAAGGAGGGGGCACCACCACAAGUACCUGUGGCUCCCUCACAAACAGGAGCCCCACCUUCACCAGCUCCGGCUCGAUUCCCUGCUCCUCGGGGUGGGCGUGUUUUCACUCCCCGAGGUGUCCCAUCACGAAGGGGUCGAGGGGGUGGUCGACCUCCUCCCCCUGCUGGACCGGGCUGGAGCCCUCCUGCCAAGUCCCUCGCUCCCAAGAAACCUCCGCCUGGCCCACUGCCACCAGGCAAAGAAGCCUCAAAGGAGAAGUUGGUUCCAGGCCCUCUGCCACCCCAGGCUCGUGGUGGUGGUGGUGGUGGCGGUGGUGGUGGUAUAGAAGAUGGGGAGCGUCCUCGGAGGAGGAGGCAUGGACGGGCACAACAGCAGGACAAGCCACCUCGAUUCCGAAGACUGAAACAAGAGAGGGAGAACGCAGCAAGGGGAGCGGAGGGAAAGGCUCCACCCUUGCCCCUCACAACUACACCCCCUGGUCCUGAGGAAGUACCAGCAGCAUCAGUGGUGCCCCCGCCCCCACGAAGGGCAGCUGCCAAAUCACCUGACCUGUCAAACCAGAACUCGGACCAGGCCAAUGAGGAGUGGGAGACAGCAUCAGAGAGCAGUGAUUUUGCCAGCGAGCGUCGGGGAGACAAAGAGGCCCCCCCACCUACCCUACUAACUCCCAAAGCGGUGGGAACCCCUGGCAGUGGAGGCGGAGGGGUUGGGGCUAGUCCCGGGGUCCCAGCCGUGCCCCGAGGUGAGCUGAGCCAGAGAGCCAAAGACCUGAGCAAGCGGAGUUUCUCCAGCCAGCGACCUGGCAUGGAACGGCAGAACCGACGCCCAGGACCAGGGGGAAAGACAGGUGGUGGCGGAGGCAGCGGGGUCCCUGGGGGGAGGGCUGGCCCUGGGCGAGGGGACAAAAGGAGCUGGCCCUCACCCAAGAAUCGAAGCCGACCCCCAGAGGAGCGUCCCCCGGGACUUCCCCUGCCUCCCCCACCCCCCAGCAGCUCUGCCGUCUUCCGCCUGGACAGAGUCAUCCACAGCGACCCGGCUGGUAUCCAGCAGGCCUUGGCCCAACUCAGCAGCCGACAGGGGGGUGCAGCUGCCCCAGGGGGCCCCCCAAGGUCCAAGCCAGGGGCCCCCCCAGCCCCUCAGGGCCCCUCUCCCCGGCCCCCAGCACGAUUCGAGCCCCCAAGGGCCAGCAGCAACGGUGUAGGUGGCACCGAGCCCCACUUUGCGGAGCCAGGGCCAUUGGUGAGGGGGGUGAGUGGGACCUCCCGGGACUCUACUGGGGUUAAUCCCUUCCCCCCCAAACGUCGUGAUCGGCCUCCUCGAAAGCCGGAGCUGCUACAGGAGGAGUCUUUGCCACCUCCUCAUAGCCCUGGAUUCCUAGGUCCCAAGCCAGAGGGACCAACUCCACGGGGAGAGCCCAGAGAUGCAGGCACAGAGGCCUUGGCUCCCCAUAUCUGGAAUCGUCUUCAUACUACCGCCAGCCGAAAGAGUUAUCGACCCGGAUCAGUGGAGCCCUGGAUGGAGCCCCUCAGCCCUUUCGAAGAUGUGGCUGGCACAGAGAUGAGCCAGUCUGACAGUGGGGUGGAUCUGAGUGGCGACUCUCAGGUUUCAUCAGGCCCCUGCAGCCAGCGAAGUUCCCCUGAUGGGGGACUAAAGGGGACAGGGGAGGGUGCACCCAAGCGGCCUGGAGGCCCCUCACCCCUGAGCACUGCCCCUGGUGAGGGUCCACCUGGCUCUGAACCCUCCGAUCCUCCAAGGAGACGUCCUCCUGCCUCCCGUGAUGGGGACAAGAAGGAGCCACCCCUGCCCCCUGGCCCCAUUGGCACAGAACGAUCCCAGCGAGCAGAUCGAGUUCCGGAGCCUGGUCCCCUCCGGCCCUCUCACCGGCCUGGUCCCCCUAUCCAAUUUGGAACCAGUGACAAGGACUCGGACCUCCGCCUGGUGGUGGGAGACAGCUUAAAGCCAGAGAAAGAGUUGUCACAAUCUGGGCCUGAGGUGCCUGCCCCAGGACCCCGAGACUGGGAACUGCUCCCCUCUGGUCCCACCUCAGCUGAGUCAACAUCCAGAAGCCUGGGCCCCAACCAUUGUGGCCCAGAUGGCAACCCCUCGGGUCCCCGCCUGUACCCUGAGGUCUUCUACAGCAGCCCAGGGCCUCCAGGCACCCAGGUCCCAGGGGGAACAGUGGACUCUCAGCUGCACCCCAGCAAUGGUGGCUUCCGCCCAGGGACCCCUUCACUGCACCCCUACAGGUCACAGCCCCUCUAUUUACCCCCUGGCCCAGCCCCUGCUUCAGCACUGCUUUCAGGUGUAGCCCUCAAGGGCCAGUUCCUGGAUUUCUCAGCAUUGCAAGCAGCAGAGCUGGGGAAGCUGCCAGCUGGAGGUGUCCUCUAUCCCCCACCUUCCUUCCUCUACCCACCGGCCUUCUGCCCCAGUCCCCUGCCUGACCCUCCUUUGCUGCAGGUGCGCCAGGACCUGCCUUCCCCUUCAGAUUUCUACUCUGCUCCUCUGCAGCCUGGUGGCCAAAAUGGCUUCCUGCCCCCGGCUGCCCCCACCCAGCAGAUGCUGCUACCAGUAGUGGAGUCCCAGCUACCUGUGGUGAACUUCAGCUCCUUGCCUCCAGCCCCACCUCCUGCCCCACCUCCACUUUCCCUGCUGCCUGUGGGCCCUGCCCUACAGCCCCCCAGUCUGGCUGUCCGGCCCCCACCUGCUCCGGCAGCCCGGGUGCUACCCUCACCCGCCCGGCCCUUCCCUCCCAGCUUGGGGAGAGCAGAGCUGCACCCAAUGGAACUAAAGCCGUUCCAAGAUUAUCGAAAACUGAGCAACCUUGGAGGACCUGGGGCUCGGACCCCCCCAGCUGGAAGGCCCUUCUCUGGUCUCAGCUCCCGACUCAAGGCCCCACCCACUGGAUAUAGUGGUGUUGGCGUGUUCCGUACCCAGCGCUUCGACCUCUACCAGCAGUUUGGAAACUGGCCUACUAGCCUCAAUGAUCCCCAAGUCUGUUUCUCACCCUCCCAGUUUGACUCCAUGUGUACCUGCCCUCAGGCCUCCCCACCGGAUGCCCUGCGAUGGAUGCCGAAGCCUUGGGAGCGGGCAGGGCCACCCUCUCGUGAGGGUCCACCCCGGCGGGCAGAGGAGUCAGGGCCCCGUGGGGACAAGGAUCCUGGGUUGCCCCCACCCCGCUGAGGGAGCUGCCCCCCCCCUGGGGCCUGUACAUAGAUAUAAAUAUAUAAGGGGGAAGGGGGUGGGUGGGGAGGGGUUGUGGGGCUGGGGCCUCCCUCCCCCUCCCCCCUCUUCCCCUGGGC
This is a messenger RNA of Dromiciops gliroides (monito del monte), 6922 nucleotides long. RefSeq names its product proline rich coiled-coil 2A (gene PRRC2A). The record is from RefSeq and is a predicted model, not a curated record. The coding region runs from base 240 to 6803 and encodes 2187 amino acids. Lineage: Eukaryota; Metazoa; Chordata; Mammalia; Microbiotheria; Microbiotheriidae. Gene Ontology annotation, biological process: cell differentiation. The transcript is spliced from 31 exons.